AUGAAUUGUAGAACAAUUCAUUUGCUUGAUUUACCCGAUGAAAUAUUACUUAUUUUAUUGAAAAAACUUGGUUCUGUUGAUGCUCUUUAUUCAUUAUUGAAUGUUAAUAAACGACUUGAUCAAAUGGCAAGAAGUAUUGAUAAUACUAAUUCCUUAAAUUUUUCCAAUAUAUUAUCAAAUGAUCAAUUUUCAUCAAUAAAUAAUGUUCAACUUGAUGGAUUUUGUGAUGAAAUAUUACCUCAAAUACACCAUAACAUUGCUGCACUUACUCUUGAUAUAUUUUCUAUGAAACGUAUUCUUCUUGCUUGUAAAUAUCCUAAUCUGACUGUUAUUGUUUUAACUAAUUUUCUUCCAGAUAUUCUUUUACAGCGUUUAAGAGAUAGAUCAUCGAUUGCUCUCUUAUUUUAUCAACAGAUCAGACAUCUAACUGUCAAGAGUGAAAAAGAAAUGUUUACUAGUCAAUCAUUUACAGCUGUUUGUUUAUAUAUACUUAUUUUCUGUAAAAAUUUAUCAUAUUUAAACAUGAAUCAAUGGUUAAUAACUACACAUUCAUACUUUUCAAUUCGUAAUCGAUCUAUAGAUAUAUCUUCUUCAAAUUUACACACUUUACUCAUUAAUGUGGUUACUUUUGAUGGUUGUCUUUGGCUACUUGAUGGUCGUCUAGAACAAUUACGUUCUUUCACAGUACGUGUUCUUAAGAUUAGAAGAUCAGAAAUGAACAAUGAUAGUCAAAAAAUUUUAUCUAAUCUCAAAGAAUUCUCAUUAACUAGUUGUUUCUACACAAAUGCUUAUGAUUGUCGAAUAUUACCACUUCUUCGUCGAAUGCCAAAUUUAGAAACUCUCACUCUAUGUCUCGAUAUAAUACGAUUAACUGUUAUUGAUGGUUUACAUCUUAAUGAAGAACUUCUUAUUCAUAUAAUGAAUUUAAAUAAGUUUAUAUUCCGUAUCUGUACUGUUUUAAGACCUUUUGAAUCGAAUUAUUUAUUAACAAUGAAUGAUAUUAAAAACACAUUUAUUAAUUGGAAAUAUUCUUCAGUUAACUGUUGUAUCGAUCACUUUUCAGAUGGAUAUACUUAUUGUCAUAUUUAUUCGACACCAUUUCGAAUGACUCACUUUAUGAAUCUUUCCAAUAGUUUUUGUGGUCAUCAUUUCUUAUAUGCUACUAGUGUAGUGUUAUAUGAUACACGCUCAUUUGAACAUGAUUAUUUUGAAUGGCUAUCUCAAGCAUGUCCAUCACUCAAAGAAUUAGUCAUUAACAAUUCCAAACCACAGAAGAAUAAAUGUCAAAUUGCAAUAACUAAUGAUAAACAAAUUGUUUCAAAAAUUUCAUUUUUAAAUUUAUGGAAACUUAGUUUUAUUUAUGCACAUAUUGAUUAUGUUGAUCAAUUUUUAUGUUAUGCAAAUACGUAUUUACCAACUCUUCACACACUUUCAAUACAAUAUGAUAAAUUAGUUACUAUCUCGAAUAAUUUUACAAAAGAUUCUAAUGUUAACGACAUUAUUUCACUUGGCUUUACGAUUGCUGGCGGUAAUGAUCGGCCUAUCGUGAAUAACUUCAUAUCUAUUGUUGUAAGUCGUAUAAUUGAAAAUGGUCUAGCAGAUAGAGAUAAACAGUUGAGAUUAUACGAUAUACUCUUACGUGUAAACGAUAUUGAUUAUUCAAAUAUUAAACAUCAUACAGCUGUUGAGAUAUUGAAAACUUCGGGAAAGAAAGUUUCCUUACGAAUUCGUCGUCUCACAUUUCGAUUUAUGAAGAUUAUUGAAUUAGAGCAUCAAAAUGGAAAAUUAGGAAUCUCAAUAGAAGGUGGUAUUGGGAGUGAAUAUUUCAAAGGAGAUCAUGGUGUGUUUAUUACGUAUAUUCCCAAUCAAACUAUUAAACAGUUAAAUAUUGGUGAUCGAUUAAUAGAAAUCUCAUCUGCAAAAAAUACGUACGAUCUACGAUUUGUUACACAUAAUGAAGCUAAAAAACGUAUUGGUUUAGCAUGUUCAGACAGUCAGAAAAUUUCACCUGAAAUUUGUUCACUAUCUGGCUUACGUACUCUGUCUUUAAAUGUUCCUCGAGCAAUUUUAUAUUUAACUAAUCUACAAGUUCUCGAUCUCUCAGCUAAUCGUAUCCAAGAAAUUAACGAUGAUAUCGAAUUUUUAGAAGUUGAUGAGUUAAAUUUAAAUAAUAAUCAAAUUUCUCAAAUUUCAACAAAUAUAUCAAAAUGUAAACGGUUGAAAAUUCUUCGAUUAGAUAAUAAUAUGCUUAAGAUAGAAUCAAUUCCUACUUCAUUAUUAAAAAACUCUACUGUUUUUCUACUGAGUGUUAACGGUAAUUUUUUUGAAGAAACACAAUUUCAAUUGAUCGAAGGUUAUGAUGAUUAUGAAAGACGGUAUACGGCAAAUCAACGAAAACGAGAUGCAACUGCGAUACUUCUGUUGAAUUAA
Adineta steineri is the source of this 2430-nucleotide messenger RNA. The record is from the annotation of a GenBank genome assembly. Lineage: Eukaryota; Metazoa; Rotifera; Eurotatoria; Adinetida; Adinetidae.